This is a messenger RNA of Durusdinium trenchii, 1107 nucleotides long. The record is from the annotation of a GenBank genome assembly. NCBI's taxonomy places the organism in Eukaryota, Dinophyceae, Suessiales, Symbiodiniaceae.
AUGGAUUUGAGAUUUGCAGCCGAAGAGGGCGACUGGGGCGACGAUGAUGAGGUGGAUGUCAUCAUUCACAAAGAGGUGAAGGAUGUCGAGGUGAUCAAAGAGAUCCCCGCGAAGCCGGUGAACGCGGCGCCGCCCACUCCGCCCGGUUCGCGCGCGAGGGCCUCGCGGCCGGCCUCGAAGAUCCACAAUGAUCCUGAGACCAGGUACUUUGUCAUGAAGAGUAGCAGCCACAAGAACAUCGUUUUGUCCGUUGAGCACCAAGUCUGGGCCACGCCACGCAACAACCAGGAGAAACUCAACGAAGCUUUCCAAAGUGCGUCUCAUGUGAUCUUAGUCUUCUCUGUGACGGGUAGCGGCUGCUUCCAGGGCUACGCCAAGAUGCUGUCAGAAGUUGGCAGCCGAUCCACUGAUGUCUUCCAGGGCUUCGGCCGGGCCUUUGACGUCCGCUGGCUUCGUUUAGAUGACUUGGACUUCUCGGCGGUCUCGACACUGCGCAAUGCCUGGAACGAGAACAAGUCGGUGAAGGUCUCGCGUGACGGGCAGGAGUUGCCCAAUGAUGUGGGAAGACAGCUGUGUGAGCUAGUGGAUGCCCAAGUGUACGAGCAAAACCCGGAGGGGUACAUCGACGACAGCAAGGAGACCAGCAACCCCAAGCGCCGCCCGCCGCGUGCCUCGCCGCAUGCUGCGCCGCAUGCCGCGCCGCAUGCUGCGCCGCAUGCCGCGCCGCAUCCGCUGGCCUCCGUCACGUAUCCCGCAGUAGCACAUGCGCCUGUGCUGCCGCAUCCCAUCUACUGGGCUCCACCACCAGUCGGCUCAGCGCACGGUCCACCAAUGGGUAGUCCAGGCCUCAUGCAUGUACCGCCGCAUGGGAUACCACAUCAUGUGCCUCCGCAUGGCCUUCCACCUGUCUACGACUACGAGCCUGCUUUGUGGGGAACCCGGCGCUCGCGCUCGCGCUCGCACCGUCGCGUGGGGAGGGUGUCCACCACGGUUCUGGACCGCCCGGAACGCUCCUCAGCGCCUCCCCGUGAGUGGUGGGGCAACGCCCCUGCUGUCCGUACGGUCGAAACAGGCCCCUCGACGUGGCUGGGAGCCUCGCCGCGAUGA